This is a messenger RNA of Arachis stenosperma, 1139 nucleotides long. Its product is annotated as 30S ribosomal protein S31, mitochondrial. The record is from RefSeq and is a predicted model, not a curated record. Gene Ontology annotation, cellular component: ribosome; plastid. The transcript has a single exon. NCBI's taxonomy places the organism in Eukaryota, Viridiplantae, Streptophyta, Magnoliopsida, Fabales, Fabaceae. Gene Ontology annotation, biological process: plastid translation. Bases 39 to 293 code for a protein of 84 amino acids.
AGCUUUCCGCAUCCUCAGUGGAAGGUAUCUGUAUCUGUAUGGCGAGCAGUGCGAUGCAGCGGUGCGGCAUAGCAGCCACUGCAAGGUGGUUGACGGCGUCCUGGACGGCGUCUGGAGGAGGAGGUUUACCUACGGUGUGCGGGCGAGGUGACAAGAAGACGAAGAAGGGGAAGAGAUUCAAGGGAUCGUACGGUAACGCUAGGCCGAAGAAGGAGAAGAUGAUAGAACGCAUCAAGGACAAAGUCGAAGUCCCCAGGUCCACUCCUUGGCCUCUCCCUUUCAAGCUCAUUUGACUGCUGCAUCUACUUUCUAGGGUUUUGAAUUAUGUUCUUCCUGCUUUGGGGUAGCAAUAAGUAAAUCACUAGAUUAGCCUCGUAUCCCUGUGAGGGAGGUUCGGGUAUGAGAAGCACAUUUCAUUACUUGCCUUUGCUGUUCUGCAUAUACAUAUUGAGUUUUUCAUUCACAGUUGAUUUUCAAUGUUUAUUAGUCAGUCAUCAAUUGUUAGGCUCAUUUCAAACAGUAUUUUCCUCUAUGUGUUCAUGAUAUUGAGAUUUUUAUAUUCUGAAAACCUUUAAGGGAAAUGUCCCAUGUAUCUGCGGAAAUGAUUAUAAUUAAAACAAAAAGGAUAAAUGAAUUAGACAAACUAGACAGAAAAAUCAGCUCUCUCUUUCAGGUUGCGGAUGUUAUUUUCCUCUGGGUAUUGUAGCUCCUCUGAGCUGAACUUUACAACAAUAGCUAUGGACUCAAAAGUUGUUUGGAAUCUUAAUAUUUUCGGUAAGCCAAGAUGAGGUCCUACAUGCCCCAGUGGCCAGUAUGCCAAUGGCAUAUGUUAUGUGGGAUUUUGUGGUGAUUCCUUUGCAAAAUCACAAAAGAAGUUUUGUAAUUAAUCAUUGUUGAAAACAAAAAUGAAUGUCACUUUGGUAUUUGUUUAGCGAUUUUGCCAUCAACAUGUUAUUUCCGUUCACAAAUCUUUGGAAUUGAAUUACAGGUUUCUUAAUUCUUAUAGGAGGUGGUUUCUUAAUUUCAAUUAUGGAUGAUAAUAUACAUCAAGAAGCAUUUGCUCAUAAUAAUUUUUUCUGCCAAUCAAGUAGCAUUUGCUUAGAUUGUGACUAUCUUCCAUUUUUUCUCUUCCAAUAUAC